Caenorhabditis auriculariae is the source of this 13854-nucleotide messenger RNA. The record is from the annotation of a GenBank genome assembly. NCBI's taxonomy places the organism in Eukaryota, Metazoa, Nematoda, Chromadorea, Rhabditida, Rhabditidae.
AUGGUGCCAGGAGCGGCGCCUCCGGAAAAGUCGACCGGCGGUGGCGAUUUCGCCGCUGCCGGCGACCCUUCCACCACCACCAUCUCCACGAUCGCCGUCCGAGCCGGGGUUAAUGCUUCCAUCGUCGUCGCUCUUCUCAAGGUUUAUUUCCUUGGUUUGAAAUGGGAAAUUAUUGAUCUUUAUCGAUUUUUUGCUUAUUCAAGACGGUUUUCUCAAAUUAGGCCAUUUUCUGAGACGCUGGAAAUUGAAAAAAUUAAUUGUUGGAAGUAAAUUUGUAUCUUUGAUUGUUCUAAUGGUAUUUUGCCUCAAAUUUGUCUAUUUUUUCGUACAAAGAACUCGUCAUUAACAAAUAUAUCGCCCAAAAACCACGAUCUGUGUAUGCACAUUUUAGACCAACAGUGUGCCAAACCGGACGGGGUUUUUCGAUUUUUUUUUCGACUUCAAGUCAUUUAAUUUUUUCUUUUCCUUCGUCUGCCUAUCAAAAUUCUUCUGAUACACCAAAAAUGCAAGAAAACAAAUACGGCUCUAAAAUAUUCCCAUGACUCACUCAAGAACGCAGAUUUGACCAUUUUCCCAUCCACAUUUUGUUUAUCCAAUUGCACAAAAUGCAAAACGAGGUGGAAAUCACACGCUACGCGUCAGACGAAGAUUCCCAGCUGGACGGACGUUGCGUAAUACGAUCCGACGCCCAGUUUUAUGGCCUCCGAAACAAACUCAAAAUUUUCGUCGUUGUAAAAUGUAUGGGGACGUCGCGUGGAUCCAGAAUCUAGUUCAAAAUGAAGCGAAUGAGAAAACAAGUUUUGAUUAAUAGUAUAAAAAUAAUAAGGACUUAGGAACGGUUAUUAAAGAAGCAUUUUGCAUGAAAACUCUUCUUCCCAUAAAAGUGCGAUACACUAAUAAUAAUAGUUCGCACAUGCACAAAGUGAAUAGAAUGUAUAAAUUUGAAAACCGGUUCAAGGUCGCCCCCAAAAGAGGUGCCACUCAAGGGAGUAAGAUGCUUCUAAUGUGGUCCCUAAAGGGGUACCUUCAUCAAAAAAAAACGAACAAGAUACGAUUUUCUAAAAGUGAAAGAAUGAAAGUGAGAGUUAAAAAAAUUAGAAAUUUCAAGUUUUGGGCUUAAAAACGACCUCAAAGUCGAUCAACAACCACAGGAAAAUUGAAAAGAGUCCUCAAAAUCCGAAUUUUCUGUAGUUCAGGAAUUCGACUUUUUAAAGGUGCAUAGUCUCAUUUAGAGAUUUAUCGACGCGAAGAAACAUUUUCAGCGCAUUUUAAAGUCGUUAUAGAUAUCUGCACCUUUAAAAUAUUUCGAGAUUUUCGAACAAAGGAACUCUGGAAAGUUGAUGAAUUAGUCGCUACUCGAAAAAAAAAAAAUUAAAGAGAAAAUUUGAAUUUUCAGGACUCUUAAAGGUACCCUAGAGUUUCUCAUAAACGUCCGGUUUUCUUUACCGACUCGGACUUAAUUUUUUUUCGAUUUCAAAAUGUUCCUCGAGGAAUUUCCCAUUUUGUUAGGAAAUUUGGAGUUGAACAAUUUAUGAUUUGAGUAGUCUAUUUGAACAGUUUUCCAAUCCUUGUGAAUGUCUGACCUUGUAGAAACCCAUAAAGUCGAUAUUUUUAGUCAGCCGGCUACAUCGAGCUGCGGGUCGAUGAAAUGCGUCCGAAAUUGCUGGCGAUUGGAAAUUCGGCCGAGGAAACCAGUGGAUUGCUUCAUAUUCAUGAAGACCUUUUGGCCAGGCUACGGGUCAAUAUUUCCAAAAAAAAAAGCUUAAAAUUGAGGAGUUUAGGAAAAAGACGACCAAGUGCAAGCUCUGCUCUCCCGGGCCGACAGUUUGAGUGGCGAGAAGAAAGAUCCGAAAGAAGCCGUUGUUUAUGAAGAAAUGGCCAAGAGCAUGCAUCAGGUCCGUUUUUAAUUUUCAAAAUAAAUAUUUAAGGGAUCAAAAAUUAGAAGUGACAAGUCUGAAAUUGAAUUGUUAAGACGGAAAUUAAGCUUGUUAUUUAUUUAUUUUUUUGGACGAUAACGAUAAAAAAAUUUUUUUAAUAGUAUUGGAACUGUUAUAAGAUUUUUGAUGCAAGCUUUCUUAUAGAUUUUUUUCCAUUCAUCAGAAUUUUUAAUAAUUAAAAAAAUGCUAGUGAUUUCCAAGGUGCUCCAGGAGAGUAUGGGUCCGUCUCAUUAUUUUAUAAAUUUUUUUCUAAACUUUCGAAAUUGCUUUCAAUUUUCUAAGAUCUUUAGGAAGUCCGUAUUUUUCUUGAAAUUCAUAAAAUUAUAAUUUUUUUCUAUAGACUUUUCCUAAAGUUUUUGAAAAAUUUCUUUCAUUUCUCAAUUACAUUUAGCCAACUUUGGUCCCCAUUUUUCCAAAGUUUAUAAAAAUUGUCACGUCACCUGAAGCUUUGAACCCCCGGCUUUUGAAAAUCUGCCGAAAAUCACAAAAACAACAUCUUAAUUUUUUAGUACAAUUUUCACAAGCCGCAAAGAAAUCCCAAUGAAAUGCGGUCCACAUGUUUCCGUCGCACUCAAUUUUUACGUUUUUCCUGCACCUGGACUCUGGAAAAUUCAUACGAAUCCGAUGCGAACGAUCGAAGUAACCGUAUCUUGUCAGGCUUGGCGAUCUUUGAACCGACAGUUGAUUCUGAGAAGCUAUCUGCUCCGGGAAACGCUUCACUUCCAUCAGAUGGCCGAGAGUCAUGAACUGGUUCGUUUUUCGGGUUUUCUCUCAUCUUUGAAGAAAUCGUUUAACUUUUUUUUUCAGUUUAUAGUGGUCCCUGUAGGGAUUAGAGAAAAUCGCCAUAGUGGUCCCUAUAGGGAUUAGAGUAUAUCACCAUAGUGGUCCCUAUAGGGGUUAGAGAAAAUGUCCAUAGUGGCCCCUAGAGGGGGACUAGAGAAAAAGGCCAUAGAGGUCACUAUAGGGAUUAGAGAAAAUUGUCAUAGUGGUCCCUAUAGGGAUUUGAGAAAGUCGCCAUAGUGGUCCCUAUAGGGAUUAGAGUAAAUCACCAUAGUGGUCCCUAUAGGGGUUAGAGAAAAUGUCCAUAGUGGCCCCUAGAGGGGGACUAGAGAAAAAGGCCAUAGAGGUCACUAUAGGGAUUAGAGAAAAUUGUCAUAGUGGUCCCUAUAGGGAUUUGAGAAAGUCGCCAUAGUGGUCCCUAUAGGGAUUAGAGAAAAUGGCCAUAGUGGUCCCUAUAGGGAUUAGAGGGGAUAACAGCGCUUAUAUGGGGAAAAAAUGACUUGGGUGAAAUUUAAAGUGGUCCCUAUAGAGUUUAGGCUCGGACCCCUAAGCUUCUUAAGCUCAAGUGAUCCCUGCAGGGGCAGUUAAAGGGGGAAUUUUAAGGAUUCCUGAGGUCGUCCCUAUAGGGACCACUCUGACAGUUUGGUUCCAGUGACCCCUCUAGGGAUUCGGUUCCAGGGACCUCUUUACAAAUUUGGUUCCAGAGACGUCUCUGAGAAUUUGGUUCCAGGGACCCCUCUGAGAUUGGUUCUCUCUAUCUCUCUCUCUCUUUCUCUCUCAUUUUUAAUUCUAACAAGUGAGAAUGAAUAUAAUUCCAGCUCACUUCGAAAACAGCUCAAAUCCUGGGCCAACUCAACGCGUUGAACGGCGAGAAGCUCGUUCCCGCCAUCGAUCAGCUUAUCAAUGGUUCAUCAUUUCCCUAAAUCCUGAUUAUUCUGAUUAAUUCUUAAGAUAUCAUCGACACGACCGCGGCUGCAGUGGAGUUGGGAACCUCGGUCAUCUCUCAAAUCAGAACCUUGGGCCAAAUCGACGACAACCCCGAAAGACCCAAGGAAAUCCUGGAAGCCUGUGUUCUCGUCGAGACCAUCAUGCUUAGGUAACAAAAAAAAAUGGAUGAAAUAUAAAUGUUUUUAUAAUUGCACAUAGUCUGUUUACGUUUUGAUUGUUAAGUCGUCCUUCAAGCUCCGCCCCCUAAUGGCGCGAUAAACCAAUCAGGGAGCGAGAAAAAAACAGAGCGUUCUUGAGUGACGUCAUUGGGCUUGAAAUUCGAAAUCUGAACAGACAAAAUUUUGAAAAAUGAGUGAGAAUGUUUCAAUAAUUGACGCGAAAAUGGCAAAAAUUUGAUCGGAAUAGAAAAAAAAACGGUUUUCAGAAAAAAUAAAUUUUUCGUUUUUCCUCAUCUUUGAUUGUCUUAGAUAUACAUAUCAACUUCUUAAGAGUUAAAAAAAUAUUAUUCGAAGCUUUUUGAGUGAAAAAAAUUCAAAAAUUGAAUAGGAUAUUGAUUUUGCAGUUUUUUUUGUCAGAUAAGAUUUUUUUAAAAGUAAAUUAAUAUUUAUUUUUUUGAAAAAAACCUAUUUUUCGUGUAAACGCGAAAUUCGUGAAUUUCAUGUCUCCCUGUAGAGAAUUUCGCACAGAACCUGCAAAAAGAGUAAAACUAUGGAAAGUCCAUUUUCAUCAUUCAUAACCGGAAAAAAGAGAAAUAUUCAUAAUUGUCCAGAAUCGCUACGGAAUGGGAAAAAGCGGAAAGUUCUUGGCAAAAAGCCAGGCAACAGCCCCUCCACGCCACCACCACCGAAAUCGAUGAGCUCACGGUUUUCAAUCGAUUUUUUUCAAUCGAUAAAUCGAUAAUUCAGAUCAUCGAACAAUGGCUGACCUACUCGGAGAAGAGGUUGAAGGCCCUGAACGACAGCGGCCAGAAACAGAUUUUGAACGAGGGAAAUGUGAGAUUUGAAGUUUCAGAUCUAAGAAUGAAAAGUUUUUAUUCUUUAUUAUUAAUUUUUUCAUACACGACUUCAGCAGACUAAUUUAACAAAAUGAUGAAAUUCGCAUUUCUAAGGAUAUUUAGAAACACGUGGCUCGACUCCGCGACCUCUCAACGUCUCAAUCCGAAGCCGAUACUGGUAGAAUCUCGCACCUUUCUGGAAGGAUCGAGGAGUUCCUUCACUACUUGAAGACCCGGAUGAAUAGAUCGCAGCGGAUUCAGGCCUUCAUCCAGGCGGCCAAAUCGGUAGGAUCGGAAAAUGCUCACUCUCAUGAAGGCCAGUAGCACCCGCGGAUGAUCACCCGAAAUGCAAUUUUUAGUCCCGCAUAGAACCCGUUUGAGUCCAGGGGAUCACCCGGAACUUAAAAAAAAAACACCAGGUUUUGCAAAUUUAUGCCUUAGUCCAACAAGUGCUACUGGCCAGCAUUAGAGUACUUGGCAAGUCUGACCUGUCUGCUCUCUCUUUUCUCUCACCAACGAGGUCAGGCUUAAGACGAAAAAACCCUAGAAAAAACAAAGCCGGACUGCUUCAAAUCGUAGCGAAUGAGGGGUCCGCAUAAUUUCGAUGAAACUUCAGAUGCUCUCCCAACUGAGUAUGAUGGCUGCGGACAUGAAAAACGCCAGCGCGGCGAUCUCCGGCGAAUUGGCGCCGCUGGCCAAACAAAAAGCCUUGCCACUGAUUUCCGAAGGAAAGGAUAUUGCUGGUUAGUUUCUUUUUUCACUCUGUGAGGGCUUUUUUGGAUUUUGCGCUUUGAACACGCCGUUAAAUAUGAGAAAAGUCGAAAAUUUUAAACAUCUGAGAACUAAAGUUGAUUUAUUGGAAAAUGAUGCCUUAAAGCAAAAACUGGAAGCUUUUUGGCGCGCAACGGCUGCGGAGUGGAUUUCAAAUUGUACCCGACCAAAAAUGAUUUUCGCGCUGAGGCAUCCUAAAGCAUAGAGCAAUAUAUCCAAGAAUUCAGCCAGAAUUGGAAGAAAAAAAAAUCGACCGCGACGCUUCAAGCCAUUCCCAGUGCGGACCCGAGCUUUUUUUUGAAACAAGGAAGACUUUACUCAAAAGUACGAUUUCAGAAAGUCGUUUCAAGCUUUUCGCUUUCACAAGAAAUAUAAUUAUUUUAAAAUCAGACUAUGAAUUUUGACAAGUUCUGAUGAUACAGUCCAAAAAUAUUUCUCCUACUUUUUUUGCAAGCAAUUUUUUUCAGUCAAGGAAGCCCUCAGCUAGAUUUUUUUCUGAAAGUCGAGACGAAAAAAAGUUGGCUUUUUUUCAGAGAUAGGGGGGUGGUUGAUUUUUAUUAUCUUUAAUAAUUUAAGUCAUUUAAUGUUUCUAAAAAAACACUUUUUUUCGAUCACUCUCUCCAUGAUUUACACAAUCUGUGAAAGUUUCGAGACGGAGAGGUUCGAAAAAUGGCAAAUUUUCGAUCGCUUCGACCGCGUUGCAACGAUACGGCCGGUACAGCGCACAGCUCCGCCUUUUUUUCCACUCAUGCUUCAAAGAGAAUACUUUUUUCCAGCCAAGGAAGUGCUCAACUACGAAGAGCAGCGACUCGUCAGACAACUUUGCGAAGAUUUGGAACGGGGUCUCGAAGAAAUUGAACAGCUAUCCAAGCAAAGACACGCCAGUCAGCAAGUCAAUCAGGAGGUUUGUGAACUCAGAAAAGUUCCUUUUGUACUACUGCAUCUCUAAAAAAAAAUCUUGACACUCCAGGAAAAAAAAAACAAAGAAACCCUCAAAGUUUUACCUUUAUUAGAUCCAAGACAUCCGAUCUUGGCUCGACGGUCAGGCGACGGCUUUCUUGGCUCAACGAGGCGACAUGGGCGGAAAUUUGACCGACGCCAGGGAAUUCGUGGCUGUCCACAAGAAUUUUGCCACCGAUGUCAUCGUGAGUGGCUUUCGGGAUUAUUGAGAAAGUUCUCUUUUUUCUCUUUUUAUUCCGUUUGAUUGUUGAUAUUGCCAUUAGAGUUCUCAAAAUGACCAAUUGAAAAAAAUGACAUUUCUCAAAAACGAAAAAUUUUCUUUUUGACAUUUCAAACGAAUGUCGUUUUUGAAAGAUCAACCAAAAUUGAUCACUUUCAUUCUUUUCAUUUUGUGACUUUUCAAAUAAUGACUGAAAAAUGAAUGGUCAUUUUCUAAACAAUCAUAUUCUGACUAGUAAAUAAAUGUUCGUCCUAAUGACCAAAUUUUUGAAAGUGAAAAGUAAAUGGUCACUUUUUUGACCAAAAACUUUCGAAACGAAUUUUAAAUGUUUACUUUUUUGACCAAAAUUUCCGAAGUGAACUUUAAAUGUUCAUUUUUUGACCAAAAUUUUCAAAACGAAUUUUAAAUGUUUACUUUUUCGUAGAAAAAAUUUUUUUCAACUUUGAAAAUUAAAUGUUCAUUUUUUGGCCGAUAAUUUUCCGAACCUGGAUUUUCCGAACCAAAAUCCAAAUCUAUACUUUUCCUUUUCCUCAUUCAAUUAAUUCUCCAGAUAGAACCUUUCUUCCGGUCUGCUCAUUUUUAACCGGUUUCAUAUAAUUUUUCUCGUCCUUAACCAACUUUUAGCUUUGCCCUUGACCAUCCAGAUCACUGUUUUCCAACAGAUUUUUAAUUUUAACCAGAAAUUAGUUUGAAUUUCGAAGUAAUCGAUUCAUGAUUUCAUUUAGAGAAGACUGAGAUAGAAUUGACUCUGGCACAGAUACUGCCAAGUGCCGUAAUAGUAAUGAAUUAAUUAAUGAAUAAAUGUUUACCUUUUUGAAAGAAAUUUUCAAAGUGAAAUUUGAAUGUUCAUUUUUUUGACCAAAAAUUUUCAAAAAGUGAAAUUUGAAUGGUCACUAUUUUGACCAAAAAUUUCUAAAAAUGAACUUUAAAUGUUCACUUUUUUUCGACCAAAAAUUUCCGAAAUGAAUUUUUAAAUGUUUACUUUUUUUGACCAAAAAAAUUUCAAAAUGAAAUUUAAAUGUUCAUUUUUUUUAACCAAAAAUUUUUUUUCGAAAAAAAUAAGUAAUUGUUCAUUUUUUUAAAUGCUCAGUUAUGAAAUUUAACCAAAAUGAAGUUUUUUUAACAAACGGUUCAUGUGAAAUUUAACUAAUUGGUCGAAUUCAUCAAACGUUCGGAAAAUGUUUGGUUGAACGUUCGUUCAAACAUUUACUUUUGAGAACUCUAAUUGCCAUGUACCCGCUUUUCAGAGGUUAAGAGUGGUCACUAGAGGGUUUAGAGAAGGGAAAUCCCCUACAGUGGGCAGAAUAGUGCUCCCUAGAGGGUUAAAAUUUAGGUGGUCCCAGUAGGAGUUUGGAGUCUGAUCCCUAAGCCCCUAAAGCUUGAAUAGGCCCUAUAGCGGUCCCUAAAAUUUUUUUUUGAUUUGAAAACGGAAAAGGCGCAAUUUUUAAGACUUGAUUAGAGUUCAUAAUUCGAAAAAACUCUAGUGACCACUCAAGAGGUUCAUCAGUACUGAGGAAAUGGCACUAAAGUGGCCACUGUAGUAGUUUUUAGUGGUCUAGUAGUACUACAAGCUUCUGUAGAUGCCUAUAAGUAUUAGCUACUCAAGUGGCGACUAAUCCGACUACCAGAGUGGCCACUAAAAUGUCAAAACCCUAUAGGGGACACUAAACAAUGAGCAAAGAAGGUUACCCUAGAAUGGCCACUUUUUCAAACUUUAGUGCCUCCUAUGGUAGGAAGUAGGGCGACCCCUUGAGGGAGCCUACUAGACCCCUCAAGAUUGCCACUCAAGGGACCGCUCAGGCGUUCUUAAGUGUAGGCCUACGAACUGCUACUCAACUAGUUACUAAAGAGGCAACCAAGAGGUCAAAACCCUAAAGGGGCCACUGAGAACCUUCCCAGAACAAUAAACAAAAUGUCUCCCAGAAUAGCCACUUUUUUUAAGUCUUGGUCCCCCCCUAAGGUAAUAAGUAAAGGGGUCCCUUAAGUGGAACCUACUAGACCACUCAAGGUAACCACUCUAGGGACCACUCUGUCGUUCCUAAGUGUAACUCAUGAAAAACAUGAUUCAAUCCCGAAUUCCCCGUAGAACCGCGACGCGAGUGUCAUGACGAUCCACGCGAAGCGGUCGCAAAUGACGUCAGACGAUGAGAAAUUCCUGGAAGUCUUUAUCAAAGACUACGAAAAAAUGAAGGACGUUUUGGAGAACCGCAUCCAGUUGGGUACCACCUAUGAGCAAGUAACCCGGUGAAUAAUCACCUGUUUCCACCAGGAAUUUUCCCAGGUUCACAAAUUCGCCAAAGAACUCGAAGGAUCUUUUGAUGCCCUUCAAACUUUGCUCGAGAAUAAUCAGGAGUUUACCAAUGAAAAGGUACUUUCGAUAAGUCAAAAGGAAAAUUCGCGAAAAAUUCAGAUCGCUGCUCAAAUCGCCAACGUUUUCCAAAUGAUCCAGGAAACGCUGAGUCAGGAGAAACAUCAAGGUAAGUGUGAGCUAAUAUGAGCAAUACGUGAACUUUUCGUGAAUUAGAUACUUUUUUCUUGAAAGUGUCAUAGAUUUUGAGAGGAAAUCGCGAAAGAGCUAUUGCUCAUGUUAGCCAGGUGAUUUUUUGAGAGAAGGUAUUGAAUAGAUUCUCAUUUAUUGCUCAUGUUAGCCAAGUGAAGUUUUUGAGAGAAGUUAUUGAAGAGAUUUUAAAAUAUUGCUCAUGUUAGCCAGGUGAAGUUAUUGAGUCGAAAAGAUUAUGUUGUAAAUUUUUACAAGCGCACCAAUUUUUUCGACAUGGUUUGCUCAAAAAUCAAUACAGUUUCAAAAUAUCUUCAUUUUGGAUUUAAGUUUUAGAUAAAAGUUUGAAAACUCCAGUUUUCAAUUUUACAUUUUCAGGAGAGAAAUUCAUUUCGAACGCGACCCAGAUCGGCAAAGGAGACGAAUGGCUCAACGUCGAGAGGGCCCAGGAAGCUAUUCGGAAUCUGAUAACUGACCAUGAAAAUCGAUUCAAAUACGUCAGCCACAAGUGGAACGAAUGGCAGAGGAACAAGGUUUCGAGUUUUUUUCAGUCUUUUAAAGAAGCAAAAAAAGAAGUUUUUUCAAUGCUCCGCUUUCUAAAAAAAUAGCUUUAGAAACUUGUAAAAAGAAAAAAAUGAAAAAAAUUGUUUUUCUUUGGGCAUUUGCGCUCCAAUGCGAAAUGUUAUACAAUGUUUCCACUAUUCAAACUCGAAAGUAAUUAGUUAUUUUUCAAAUGGAAAAUAUUCGUAAAUAUCUCUAAACCCUCUUGUUUUCCAAAUCUUUCUAGAAGCUGCUUUUUCAAUACCACUAUUUCUUAAUAAUUCAGUGUGGUUAAUCAAUAUGAAGGGUGAGAAAGUAAAUAUGAAGAGGACAUUACUAUGAAAAGGUUUUCAGGAUUUCUGGAAUUUCUUAGAGGAGAAAGGGUUUAAAGAUGAGAAUAUUUUAUAUCGCGCAGCCGUUUCGGGUCCCAAAAAUGGACGGCUUAGAGGGUGGCCCGUUGUCAGCAUUUUACCCUCUUGCUUUAAAUCAAAAAAGUGUAAAAAGUUUUCACACCUAGGCGCAAUUUCAAGUUAAUAAAGUUUGGAAAAAUUAAUAAGGAAAAAGGGAAAAAACUGAGAAAUGCAGGGGGAAGAAAAAAAGGAAAAGAGAAAAAAGGGGGGUGGGAAUGUAGUCAUCCAUAUCCGAUGAUCACUUUUUUUUGAUUAUUUGAAAUUGUCAACAAUUAUUCAAGAUUUUCAUAAAAAAACAAAAAAAUUUUCAGCUGAAAAAUCAUUUCUUCCAUUUAUUUGCCAAAUUUUUAUUUCUGCUCAAUUUUUUUCCGCUACUGCUCGUUCAUUAGUGGUGUUCUAAAAUUUGACCGUUCGACCAACUUGACCGUUCAGUUUUUCGAACGAUUACAACAUGUCAUUUUUCUGACCGUUCGUUUGACCGACCAGUUUCUGAAAUUUACGAAACCGACCGACCAUUUUAAGAGUGACAUUUCGAACGACCAUUUUUUAUGACAUGUCGAAAAAAUAUUGGUCGAACGGUCAAUUUUCGAAACUAUAUUCACUACCACUUAAAACUUAUUAAAACAUUCUUUUUUUUGAUAAGAUAUCUGACGAAAUAUCAAGUUUAGAACUCGGAAACGACCGUUGAAAGGACGAUCGAGGAGAUUCAAAUGUGGCAGGAAGACGUUUUGGAAUACGUCGCUAAGAUUGACAGGAGCAGCUUUACUACCAAACAGGCGGGUUUUGGAAGAACAGUGAUAACUUAAAAACGCCUAAGUGAUCCCUACAGGGGCUUUAAGAUUCCUCUUCAGAGACCACCUCAUUUCGUGAGAAAAACUCAAGAAGUUAGCAUUUUUAAAGCAGAAAUAAGGAUAAAAUGAUUUUUUGACGUUCAUAAAAAAUUUGAAGGUUCCUAUAGGGACCUCUUAAGGUUCAGGGUCCUAAUAAUCAAACGCUAAACCCCUUUAGGGACCACUUAGAUUUUUUUUCUUUUCUAGAAGACUUUUUUGGUUCACAUUGUUCUUGUUUUGAAAAGACAAUUGAUAACUUAGAAACGCCCAAAUGAUCCCUAUAGGGGCAAUCUUAAGGGUGAAGGCUGAAGAUUGUUUUUUGGGACCACCUUAUCUACGUGCGAAAAACUAGAAAUUUUUGAAGGUCCCUGUAGGGAACACUUGAACUUCAGGAUCCUAUUAGUCACUCAACCCCUUUAGGGACCACCUAAGUUUUACUUCUAUAGAGGGUAUUUUUUGGUUUCCUAAAAGGCUGUUUUUUCUUUACCCCUAUAGUGGCCACUCUGGGAUUCCUAGGUAAAAGAAAGAAUUUUAGAACUUUUAUAUGAUCCUAUGGUGAUAAUAAGCCGUAAAACUGCCCCAUCCUUGAAAAUCUCUCAUCUCUCUUCUUUUCACGUACUAUUUUCAUGUCCUCACCGGUGAGAGAUAACAGGGCGCAGACAUGUCAGACAGUUCCAAGACGUGGCAAAUUGAAUUUGCUAAUUCUGAAUAGGGUAAUUGACGAGAAGGUUCUCAUAAUAUUCAGAAAAUGAGCAAACAUGAGCAACAGUCAGAAGUUUGAGAAUUUUCAAAGGAGCAUUGCUCAGUGUUGUUCAUGUCUACCAGAAAAAAUUCAUUUGAAAACCCUGGAAAUCAAAAAAAUCUUCAGAACAAGCCGUGCAAGUUUAGGCGAAACUGCAAAGACGUCUGAACCUCCUCUUUUCACUUGCUAUUUCGCUAAUCGUGUUAAAUCCCUAAAUAAGUAUGUCUUACCGGGGAAUAGUCUCCGGUCGCAGUGGGACCUAUCAAUGAGACCAAGUUUCCUAAAUGUAGUUUUUUACGCUGAUUCAAAAUCUUCUCUCAAAAACUGCCGAGGAAGCCUGUGAAAAAAGUUAGGGACUCUCAAAAGACGGAAAUUUCAGUGUUUCCGAUUGAGCUCAUUUUUAAAGGGUAUAUAGGUUAGGACUGCAUGGAAUGUGUUCCAGAAAAAUGGAAAAAUUAUUUUUUCGAAAGCUAGAACAACUCCACUUUAUCACAAAAAGUUUGAAAGCUACCCUUUUCAAUAUUACCUGAAACGUAUCAAAUCCAACUUACGAGGAAAAAGAUCUUGAUUAAUUCAUUUAAGUUUAUUGUUGAUAACUCUCUGAAAGUUGGCAAUAUCUCAAAGUACUAGUGAUCGGAAUAAAAACUAAUGAAAACUUUGAGAAUUCCAAAAAAACGCUAAGAAAACCGACUUCUCCAGCAUACCCUUCAGUACCAGAUGUUUCAGGAAUCUGAACAAGCCCAUCAGAAACUUCAAGCUUUCCGAGAAGCCGCCGCUGAGCACAGCAAACGCUUGGAUACCCUCAAAACGGAGACUAACAGUUCGUUUUAUGAACAAUCUACAUUUUCUUGAAUUUGUGAAUUUUCAGACGAUGAACAGCUCAGCCGAAUCUCGGUGACGGUCGACAAGCAGGACUAUAUCAAAAAUCGUAUAGAGGAGGUUCUAAAUAAGGUAAUUUUCUCAUUUUUUCGAAAAUUCUCCAAAGAGCGCAAAAAAAAAUUUUUAGCGGCUAUUUUUUCCUAAGUUUAUUGAAGCUCACAAAAUUCAUUUUAUCCUUUUUUCUUGCUUAUUUUCUAAUAUAACUACAUCAUAUUGAAAAAUUUACCCGUGAAAUUUCAUUUCUUUGCGGCAAUUAUUUUUGGGUUAUUGAUUUUGUAAUCAUCGCAAGAGUUUCAAAUUUGAAAAAAAUUUUUUUCGAAGCUUUUCAUGUUUCCUGUUUCUGCCAGUUUUUUUCUCAUUGUAAAGGCUGCUCACUCGCUAAUUCUGCUCCUUUGCCGUGAAAUAAAAAUGGCGUGCUGAAAAAAAGUCGGUCGUUUCCUUAUGAUGUCUAUUUUUUUUAAGUUUUUUUAACUUUCAAAAAGUUACUUUGGCCUUUAUUAAGAUUUUAACGGUUUCAAAGUACGUAUUUCUCCAUAGUUUGACCAGUUUCGAAGUCAGUUUCCAAAAAAUCUCGUUAUUAAGUUUACAAAAAGUCGACUUUUUCUGAAUUUUCGUCAAAACUGCUCUCAAAUCUUAAUGAAAACUAUUUUGCAAUUAACAUAUUUUGAUUUUAGAUCACGUUAAAAUGGUUGAAAUGAAAUUUAUUGAAAAAAAAGCACAAAAUUCCUAUUUUGGACCCCCCCCCCCCAAUAUUUGGUAUUUCGAAACCUAAAACCUAACCAAAAUUGAGAAUUCUACACAUUUUGAACACUCAAAGAGUUUAGAACUGAAAAGGACUUUGAAAAAAUCAAAAAAUGGCCACCACUAUGACUAAAAAUUUACUGUUUCAAGUUGGAACUGAGGACGCUUCUCCGGGUGAUCGAAGACGUCCAAAUUUGGCAAGAAGAAGCCAUCGAAAUCAUCAGAUCGGUGGACCACGUCGUCUCCACCACUAACACUACUGAUCAGGUUUCUCUUCCAAUGAGUCAAUGAAAAAAAAAAACUUUUUUCAUCUUUUUUGGCGCUUUUCCAAUUCAUUUUCACAGCAAAUCCACGAAUUGCGUCGCCGCGUCGAAGAACUCAACGAUGAGACGAUCAAAAAAUCGCAGUUUUUGGAGGAAUCCAAGUCCUUGUCACAGAGUUUAUCACUUAGUUAAUCACUUUCCAAGUGAUUAUCAAUUUUAGACGAGAUUUUCCAACGAGAACUCCAAGAAACCAUCACCCGUCAGGAACAAAUCAAGCAGACCAUUGAACAGCUGGACAGCAAGGUGGGAGGCUAUUUAUUGGAGGGAAAUUCGCUCUGUUGA